AUGGAAAAUAAAAGGGUAUUGAAUCAGGAAGAGAUUGAUUCUGCUUUGGCAAGACAACUUCACGAAGAAAUAAAUGGCGCUGAAACGCCUAAUCCCGCACUGGGAAGCAAUUCAAAUCAGACAUCAGGUGCGAAACUAAUAGCUUGUCCUGCGUGCACUUUUGUCAACACUUUUUCUGAUAUUGUGCCAGGUCAUACCUAUACUUGUGAGCAAUGCUUUACUGAUAUUCCUGUUUCUACACCGAAUGAAAAUCGUAAUGCAUCAGAUGACAAACAAAAGACAAUUAUGUGUACUGUUUGUCGUUGCUUGAAUCGAAUUCCUCAGGGAAAUUAUGAUGCUAUUGUUUGUGGUACGUGCUGUCACGAACUCAAAAGCAAGAAGGCAGAGAGUGAGGUUAAUCCUUCCCAGACGACUCCCGCCCCUACACGGCCACUUCAGGUUCGUUGUGGAGAAUGUAGUAGUAUCAACGCGUUGCGCGUUGGUAGGGAUGUGUCAACUCUGCGGUUUGAGUGCGGCUCCUGUCAAACAGUUAAUGAAGUCUCGCUUUAG
Messenger RNA from Trypanosoma rangeli, 549 nucleotides. RefSeq lists its product as uncharacterized. The transcript has a single exon. Lineage: Eukaryota; Euglenozoa; Kinetoplastea; Trypanosomatida; Trypanosomatidae. The record is from RefSeq and is a predicted model, not a curated record. The coding region runs from base 1 to 549 and encodes 182 amino acids.